AACAAUAGCGCUCGGCGGCCGGCGGGGAAGCAGCGCGGGCGGGGAGCGGCGGGCGUCGUCGUCGCGCCGAGCCUCUCCCCACCCCCCCAUGGAGGGGUUGUACUCGCUGGGGGUGAGCGUGUACUCCGACCAAGGCGGCAGGAAAUACAUGGAGGACGUGACCCAGAUCGUGGUGGAGCCCGAGCCGCCGCCGCCGGCCGAACCGGAGCGCGGCCCCGCGCACAAAGGCGGAGCGGCGCCCGCAGGCCCGCGCCUCGCCGAGCCCCUCCUGGCCGAGAGCGGGCGGAGGCGGGGAGGGAGCCCGCGGACGGCCGAGGAGGACGCGCUGCCGCCCGGCUCCGGCCGUCGCCCCCGCCGCUCCGUGGCCUUCUUCGCCGUUUGCGACGGGCACGGCGGGCGGGAGGCGGCCCAGUUCGCCCGGGAGAACCUGUGGGGCUUUAUCAAGAAGCAGAAGGGUUUCGGCUCGGCGGAGCCGGCCGAGGUGUGCGCGGCCCUGCGCAAGGGCUUCAUCGCCUGCCACCGGGCCAUGUGGAAAAAACUGCCAGAGUGGCCAAAGACCAUGACAGGGCUGCCAAGCACCUCGGGAACUACUGCCAGUGUGGUCAUUAUCCGUGGCUCAAAGAUGUACGUGGCUCAUGUUGGUGAUUCAGGAGUGGUGCUUGGAGUCCAGGAUGACCCCAAAGAUGACUUCGUGAGAGCUGUGGAGGUGACACAGGACCACAAGCCAGAACUUCCCAAAGAAAGGGAGAGAAUUGAAAGGCUUGGGGGAAGUGUGAUCAACAAGUCUGGUGUCAAUCGUGUUGUGUGGAAGAGACCUCGUGUGACUCACAACGGCCCCGUGCGCCGCAGCACCGUCAUUGACCAGAUCCCCUUCCUGGCAGUUGCCAGAGCACUGGGGGAUCUUUGGAGCUACGACUUCUACAGUGGUGAAUUUGUUGUGUCUCCUGAACCUGACACAAGUGUGCACACAAUUGAUCCCCAGAAGCAUAAAUAUAUUAUCCUUGGCAGUGAUGGACUGUGGAACAUGAUCCCACCUCAAGAUGCCAUCUCCAUGUGCCAGGAUCACGAGGAGAAAAACUACUUCAUGGGCGAGCACCGCCAGUCCUGUGCCAAGAUGUUGGUGAACAGAGCGCUGGGCCGGUGGCGGCAGCGCAUGCUCCGUGCAGACAACACCAGUGUCAUUGUCAUCUGCAUCUCCCCGCUGCAGGAGGGCAAAACCAACUUGGAAAAUGAUGAAGAGCUGUAUCUCAACUUGGCAGAAGGUCCCUGCUACAGCAGCCCUGAUCCCAAUGUCAUGACUCCCUCUCGCUGCCGUACCCCCACUGUCAAGCUUUUAGAAGAUGAUCCAUGGCCACGACUGAACGCUUCUGAGCCUGUUCCUCCCCUCAUGCACAGCAACACGAUCUCAGAAAAAUAUUUAGAGCUGCCAAACGAGAUUGCCAAAAGCAGUUUCCCUUCAUCAGGAGCAACCCUGAAAGAUUCAGGCCCCCAGGAGGAGAAGAGCAGCAAAGCAUUGGCUUUGAGGACACAGGAAUCCUACAGCAAUGGUUUGUCAGUCAGCCUCUCCCCUUCCAACUCCACAAAUUCAGGCACGGACCAAAAAGGCUUCAAGGUGUCCCCUAACGGCCCAACAAAAACCCAAGACGCAGAGAGGACGCCCACAGCAAACUUUAAAAGGACAUUGGAAGAAUCCAACUCUGGCCCAGCUGUGAAGAAGCCAAGACGUGGCCUGAGUCGUGCCAUGAGUGGCCCAGCAGAAGGAAUCUCCCCAGCCCCGCAGCGCAAGAACUCGGCCAAGCUGACGAUGCGGCGCAGCCUGCGGGGCCAGAAGAAGCUCAGCAGCUCCCUCUUCCACCCACCCAGGAAAGCAGUCUGUGUUUGCUGAAGGGCCCCUCUGUGUUUUGGUCUGCUUAAAAUUGGGAAAGUUGGUGCAGAAGUUUGAAACUCUUCCCCUUUUGUGUUUUUUUUCUAAGUAGGAAACUUUUUUUUUUUUUUUUGGUAUCCAACAGCUUUAUCUCCCAGCCUUGUACUUGCUUGUAUUAUAAGUGUGAAUUUUGUAGAUGUGUAGGGUAUAAGUCACUGUAAAAUGUGUGUAAAUUUGUAUUCCUUCAUAUAAAUGUAGUCUCUUUUCUUCCUUGUAUAAUUGUUACAGCGGGGCUAAACCUUGUUUAAAAAAAAAAAAAUUCCUUUUUGUUAAUUUACUGAGGUCAUGAAUUUGUAUACGCUUCUUGUGAUGAGAAUUUCACAACUUUUUAACAAAAGUAAAUUAUUAAACAGAAUGGAAGAUAUGUAUUUUCGUAGUACUAUAUGUUCCACCUAAAGUGUGUCUUUUUAGAAUACACUAGGUCUAUAUUUUGUUUCUAAAUUUUAGAUUUCUCUACUCAGAAAUGAAAUGUACGUGGAAGCGGAGAUGUUGAGUCUUGCUUUACACAGCUCAAUGUUGAUUUCUUUCUGUCAAUUAAAAUACUAUGCAGUAUCUUACUUAGUGGUAUUUUUUGUAACAUUAAUCAUCAAAGUAUUUAGCAAAAAAAGUGUGUGUUUGGAUACUUCCAGCUCCCCAAAGCAUCCUAUGAAGCCAUUCCCAUCCCCUCUUAUAAAUGAUGGCAUUUUUACCCAGGCAUAACUGUAUGCCCCACAGAAGUAUGGAUUUUCUGCUAUUCCAAUACUGAUGGUGCUGCUAAUACAACUUUCAAUACAACUUCUUAAAUUAUUUGGACUCUUUUCAUUGAGUAUGUGGACCAUGUGUAUGUUCACUUCAAUAAAACACGUGAAAAUUUGA
Molecule: messenger RNA, 2779 nt
Organism: Calypte anna (Anna's hummingbird)
Lineage: Eukaryota; Metazoa; Chordata; Aves; Apodiformes; Trochilidae
Gene: PPM1D
Product: protein phosphatase, Mg2+/Mn2+ dependent 1D
Exons: 6
Coding region: 89-1885 (598 amino acids)
Biological process (GO): protein dephosphorylation
Cellular component (GO): cytosol; nucleus
Molecular function (GO): cation binding; protein serine/threonine phosphatase activity; mitogen-activated protein kinase binding
Source: RefSeq, a predicted model, not a curated record